AUGACAUCUCAUUUACUCAGUCGCAGUGCUCAAAAACGAGCAUUUUUCUCUUUCAAUACGAUCUUUUGGGUUCUUGGUUUCGGUUCCUUACUGAUCGGCUUGUGGUCUUAUGUAACAAAGCAGACAUAUGUAGAUCUUAUUCCAUCAUCUUAUGGUACUCUUUCUGCGGUAGGCUUAUGUAUUGCGGCUGGACUUACAGUGAUUAUCAUUACAUUUGUUGGUUGUUUGGGAGUAUGGAUUGAAUCGCGCUUACUUUUGCUUGCCUAUAUAUUUUUCAUCUGCCUUCUGUUAGCUGUUCAAUUCGUAGUGAGUAUCCUUACGUUGAAUUACCAGUCGGAUAUUUAUCGACGUGUCCGCAUUGAAAUGGAGCAAAGCUUAAAGUAUCAAGGGGAAGUGUUCACGAGCAGUCAAUUGACAUGGGAUAAUUUGCAGAAAGUGUUUCUCUGUUGCGGUGUAAAUGGUCCGGCAGAUUGGUUUGAUGAUCAAAAGUGGUCAAACAGUUCUUACGUUCCUGAUAGUUGUUGCAAUAAACUUUAUUUCAAUCAUAAUUCUUCGAUGGGUUGCGGUAAAGACAAAGAAAAUUGGGAGUUUUGGUUCCAACAGGGUUGCAGUGAUGUUUAUGCGAAUUGGAUCUUUGAAGAAAUUAAAAUUGUGGCCUACAUUGCUUUAGUCUUCAUUUGCAUUGAGUUUCUCCUUUUGGUACUGGCAGUUCUCAUAUUUCGAUCGGUACGUAAAAGCCGGAUGUCGUACAACUGCUCCAGUUCUGGUUACCAUUAUUCAAAAGGAAUUAGUGUUAAAUCACAUCAGAAAAAGUUAAAAAAUUCCUUUUCUCGCAGUUAG
Brugia malayi is the source of this 840-nucleotide messenger RNA. RefSeq names its product Tetraspanin family protein (gene Bma-tsp-21). Gene Ontology annotation, cellular component: membrane. Bases 1 to 840 code for a protein of 279 amino acids. Lineage: Eukaryota; Metazoa; Nematoda; Chromadorea; Rhabditida; Onchocercidae. The record is from RefSeq and is a predicted model, not a curated record. The transcript is spliced from 6 exons.